Melanotaenia boesemani (Boeseman's rainbowfish) is the source of this 1647-nucleotide messenger RNA. It is a transcript of the gene plekhf1, whose product is annotated as pleckstrin homology domain containing, family F (with FYVE domain) member 1. NCBI's taxonomy places the organism in Eukaryota, Metazoa, Chordata, Actinopteri, Atheriniformes, Melanotaeniidae. The record is from RefSeq and is a predicted model, not a curated record. Gene Ontology annotation, molecular function: metal ion binding; phosphatidylinositol binding. The coding region runs from base 149 to 1015 and encodes 288 amino acids. The transcript has 2 exons.
CCCAUUUCAUCAGUGAGGGCUGAGAGUAUAAAUACCUCUGUCAGGUUAGACAGACUAAAGAACACAGGUUAUAACACCUUCAGUGUUGUGACAUUUUCAACAAGAGCGCUCUUACUGCUGCUCUUUAAGCCCUUGUAUAACUUGUUAAAUGGCAACCAUGGUGGAACGGCUGACGUUUGCUCAGGAGAACCGGGAACGCAUCCAGGCUGUUGACAUCGCAUUUGGGUCAAGAGGAAAGUCUUUGUCUCAGCCGGAUCGGAUUCUGGUUGGAGAGGGAAGGCUAAUGAAGCAGAGCCGCCGGGGGCUGCAGCCUAAAGUCUUCUUCCUCUUCAAUGAUGUGCUGGUGUAUGGUAGCAUCCUUCUGAAUGGUCGCUGGUACAAUAAGCAGCAGGUCAUCCCUUUAGGGGACAUCCAGGUGGAGGACCUGGAGAAUAGUCUUCUGAUGAAGAACCAGUGGCUGAUCCGCACCCCACGCAAGUCUUUUUACGUGGGAGCCGCCUCAUACGAGGAGAAGCAGGCCUGGAUCGAACACAUAACGGACUGCCAGUCCAGACUGCUGCAGGAAGGCCAGCACACCCUGAGGUCAAACUUUGCUGCUACCUGGAUCCCAGACCAGGCCUCCGCCAUCUGCAUGCGCUGCUCCAACAAGUUCACCGUGACCCAGCGUAGGCACCACUGUAGAAACUGUGGCUUUGUGGUCUGCAGAUCAUGCUCCAAGAAGCGAGCAGUCAUCAGACACAUUCACCCCACUAAGCAGCAGCGGGUCUGCAGCAUGUGUCACUCCAGCCUCCUGGGCUCAGAGGCAGGGCCUGAAGAGAGGACUCGCAUGAGGGGGGACAGCACCGGCAAGAUGGGUUCAGAUGAAGAUGAGGUAGACGGUUCCAGUGAAGAGGAGGUAGAGGACAAUGUAGAGGACCAUGAUCCCAGCAGGUGGAUGGCCUCAUGGUCUCCCUACGUCUACCUUAAACCAGAGCACAUCAGACCACAAACAGACUCAUCAGGAGUGCUCAGAUGAAAUCUAAAACUGAACUUUUGGACUUGUUAUACAUGAUCUGAUUGGACCAGGAGAUCCUGGCCAUUUGCUGUGCAGCUAUGAGCCACUAUAAGCCAGUUUAGAGACAUUCUCAACUUUAUUUUUCUUCCUCCUGCUUAAAGUGGAGCAGAAUGGCCACAUGAUUAUCUGACUAUCAGUCCCACGUUUGUCAGCAUUUGUCAGAACGUUUGAACUGAACAUGUACUUUAUAAUUAACUAACCACAAAAUAAUAAAAACUGAGACAAUUUAUCAAGUUUAUUUAUCAAGAAACAAUAUUUUUUCUGUCAGGAAACUUCCAGAAGAACUUGACAAAUGACAUGUCAACCUGACAUCCUGAACUUUAACCAUGAAGAAACUGAUGAUAACGGACUGAGGAAUGAUUGGUCUAAGUGUAUAAUUAUUGUAUAAAUGCAAAAAUAUUUUUAUUUCUAUUUUACCACCUUUAUUCAUAGAGGUUUAACUCAGUGAGACACUGUUUUAUUUCUAAGAGUGACCUGAUACAUGUAUAUGUAAAGUAUGUACAAUACAAUACAGACAUAUAAUAUUCUCAUAAACAUGGUAAAUAAAAUGAAUUAAAACUUGACGAAAAACAGAAACGAGACCUCAGCGUUGU